Chrysochloris asiatica (Cape golden mole) is the source of this 1890-nucleotide messenger RNA. It is a transcript of the gene ZSWIM2, whose product is annotated as zinc finger, SWIM-type containing 2. NCBI's taxonomy places the organism in Eukaryota, Metazoa, Chordata, Mammalia, Afrosoricida, Chrysochloridae. The transcript has 9 exons. Gene Ontology annotation, molecular function: zinc ion binding; ubiquitin protein ligase activity. The coding region runs from base 1 to 1890 and encodes 629 amino acids. The record is from RefSeq and is a predicted model, not a curated record.
AUGCUCAGCGGAGGCUAUAAGAGCUCAGAAAGGCGAAGACACGCGAGCGACCGCCUCAACUGGCAGCAAGACCUGGCGCUGAGCAGCAGCAUAUACCUCCUGCGAGAGAUGGGCCCCACUGGUUUCCUGCUGAGGGAAGAGGAGCCGGAGAGCAGGGAUUUCCGAGUUUUCUUAGGAAAUCCUCAUUCUUGUAAUUGUUCCACAUUUCUGAAAGAAAAGGAUCUUUGUAAGCAUAUCUGCUGGGUCUUGUUGAAAAAAUUCAAGCUUCCAAGGAAUCAUGAAUCUGCUUUCCAAUUGGGUCUGAUGGAAAGAGAAAUCAGUGACUUGCUUCGGGGGAUACAUCAAGUUCAAACUCCCCAACCAGGAGCUAAUGAGGAAAAUACACAUAUUGAAGAAGAUGGGCAUAUAAAACAGAAGGAAAUUGGUUCUGAGGAUAUCUGCUCUAUUUGCCAAGAAGUGCUGUUAGAGAAAAAGCUUCCUGUCACCUUUUGCAGGUAUGGCUGUGGCAAUAGCAUUCAUAUAAAAUGCAUGAAGAUCUUAGCUAAUUUUCAGGAUGUGACAGCGAACACUUCCAUGUUGAAAUGUCCUCUGUGCAGGAACGACUUUGCACCAUUAAAACUUAUUUUAGAGGAAUUUAAAAACUCUAGUAAACUUGAGACUGCAGCUGAGAAAGAGCGACUGGACAAACACCUUGGAAUCCCCUGUAAUAGCUGUAAACAAUUUCCAAUUGAGGGGAGGUGCCAUAAGUGUACUGAGUGUAUUGAAUAUCACUUAUGCCAGGAAUGCUUUAGCAGUUGCUGCCAUCUUUCCCAUACAUUUAUGUUUCGUGAGAAAAGAAACCAAAAAUGGAGACCUCUAGAAAAUGGAUCAGAUGAAAUUGUAAAAUGUCCAGAUAUUAAAAGAGAGAUGAAAGAAAAGGUGCCAAAUUUUCAAGAAAAGCAAAGCCAAGUUUAUACACCACAGCAGAUUGUAAAGUCACUGCGUCUCUUACUGAUUACAAAAAAUAGUAAAUUGCUUGCUCCAGGCUUCCAAUGUCGACUUUGUUUGAAGGCAUUUCGUCUUGGUCAACAUAUAAGAUUGCUACCGUGUACUCACAAGUUUCACAGGAAAUGUAUUGACAGUUGGUUACUUCACAAAUGCAAUUCAUGUCCUAUUGAUAGACAAGUUAUAUAUAACCCUUUAAUCUGGAAAGAUACAGCAGUGAAUGGACAAGCACAUCAUUCUGUUUCAAAAACAGACAUCACUCAUCCAUCAAGUCAAGAACCACAACUUUUUAUCCCUGGUACUAGACUAAUCUUAAAGCAAAACAGACUUGGAAUUUUACCUAGCAUGCUUCCAGGGAAUUCUGAAAAGUCGAAUAAACCUCAAAGUCUAACAGAUCAGAAUAUGAUAAUAGAUACUCUACACUCCAUUGAAUUUGGUGAUUCAAAUUCAAGAAAUUUAACCUAUGAGUAUAAAAUUAGCCGACAUUUCCCAAGAUAUCUUCAAGAUUUGCCCACUAGAUCAGUUGGGAAAAUAUCUCAAACAUGUCUUCCAUCUAUCAUGCAAAACGUUACAUGCCCUCCUAGAAUGGGGAGCCCAUAUACAAGUGGCACUGGUCAAAGCCAGAAGAUGACCAAAGACUCUAAGCAUAUUAACCACAAAUCAAAGAAGACUCUUGGUACAAAAAUAACAGAGAACAACAAGAAAUCAAACACUUUAUUUCCAGAGGAUUUAAAUCGUAUUGUCAAUUGGGGUACAACUAAACUCAGUUUGUCUAAAAGGUAUAAUAAUUGUAUGGGCAAAAUGAGAACAAAAUGUAAUCAUUUAUCAAGAAAUCCUAUCUCCCACUAUUUAAGUACAAAAAGUGGUACUGAGCUAUCUUUAAUAAUGGAAGGAGUUCCAUUGUAA